Fraxinus pennsylvanica is the source of this 2253-nucleotide messenger RNA. The record is from the annotation of a GenBank genome assembly. NCBI's taxonomy places the organism in Eukaryota, Viridiplantae, Streptophyta, Magnoliopsida, Lamiales, Oleaceae.
AUGCCUUUCAUGUUUACAAUUUUUGCUUUGAUAUUUUUAGUCUCAGGAGAAAAAUCAACUUACAUUGUCCACAUGGACAAGUCUUUCAUGCCCAAGGCUUAUUCUCACUACACACACUGGUAUUCCUCCAUAGUUGAUUCCCUAAAAUCAAUUAGCCCAACAUUAAAUGGCCAGCAUCAGAGCCCUCAAAGCCUUGUUUAUACUUAUGACAGUGCAUUUCAUGGGUUUUGUGCUGUUUUGUCGAAACAAGAACUCCAAACUCUUAAGAAAUCACCAGGGUUUGUCUCAGCUUAUAAUGAUAGAGAUGUUACACUUGAUACUACACACACUUUUGAAUUCAUGUCUCUGAAUCCUGCCACAGGAUUGUGGCCUGCUUCUGAAUAUGGCAAAGAUGUAAUUGUUGGGGUGAUUGAUUCUGGUGUCUGGCCGGAACGUUUAAGCUACAACGACGAUGGAAUGGGUGAUAUUCCGGUAAGGUGGAAGGGUAUUUGUGAGGAGGGACAAGAUUUUAAUGCUUCAUUGUGUAACAAAAAGAUUAUCGGAGUCCGGUACUUCAACAAGGGACUUCUAGCUGCAAAUCCUAAUACAACAUUGAGUAUGAACUCUGGAAGGGAUACUAAGGGCCAUGGCACACACACCUCGUCCACCGUUGCUGGAAAUCAUGUCAAUGGUGCUUCAUUUUUCGGUUAUGCCUUGGGAACAGCAAGAGGUAUGGCCCCACGUGCUCAUGUGGCAAUGUAUAAGGUCAGUUGGGAUGAAGGAGAAUGUGCUUCUGAUGUUCUUGCUGGUAUGGACCAAGCUGUUGCUGAUGGUGUUGACGUUAUAUCGAUUUCGAUGGGAUUCGAUAAUGUUCCUCUGUAUCAAGACCCUAUUGCUAUAGCCUCUUUUGGUGCAAUGGAGAAAGGGAUCAUUGUUUCCUCUUCAGCUGGAAAUGAUCGUGUUAUUGGAAGUUUACACAACGGAAUUCCAUGGGUUUUGACAGUUGCAGCAGGUUCGAUCGACCGGUUGUGUGCUGGAACAUUGACUCUUGGAAAUCGUAUGUCCAUCGAGGGGUGGACUAUGUUCCCUGCACCUGCCGUUGUCAAGGAUGCAUCUCUUAUCUACAACAAAACAAUUUCUUCUUGCAAUUCAGCUAUGGGAUUGUCGUCAGUUGGAUAUGGGAUAGUCAUAUGUGAAAAUGGCUCAUUCUAUGAACAACUUUCCUAUGUCUCCCAAUCGAAUGCUAUUGCUGGUAUCUUCAUCUCUGAUGAGAUAUUUGAAGACAGUUAUUUUAAUUUUCCGGGAGUUGUGAUCACAUCCAAGGAUGCUCCAGUUCUUAUCAAUUAUGUCACAAAAGGUGCAAAGCCUGUUGCCAGCAUCAAGUUCCAACAAACAUUUUUCGGGGCAAAACCGGCCCCGAUGGUGGCUUCGUAUACCUCUCGUGGCCCAGCCCUAAGCAAUCCUGGCAUCCUAAAACCGGAUGUGAUGGCGCCAGGAACGUUAGUCCUAGCAUAUUGGGUUCCAGAUACUAAAACAGCAUAUAUUGGUUCCAAUAUUGCUUUAACCAGUGAUUAUAAAAUGGAUUCUGGUACAUCCAUGGCAUGCCCUCAUGUUGCAGGCAUUGCUGCACUUCUUAAAGGAGCGCACCCUGAAUGGUCUCCAGCCGCCAUUCGCUCCGCCAUCAUGACAACUGCAAGCCCAUUUGAUAACACAGGGAAUUACAUUCGAGAUUUGGGCCUAGACAGAAAAAUUGCUACACCUCUAGCCAUGGGAGCUGGACAAGUUAAACCAAAUUGUGCUCUUAAUCCCGGCCUCAUAUACGAUGCAAGGCCCCAAGAUUACAUCAAUCUACUCUGCUCGAUGAAUUACACGCAACAACAAAUCAAGACCAUCACAAGAUCGAGCUACACUUGCUCAAAUACAUCCUCCGACCUCAAUUACCCAUCCUUUAUAGUCUUUUACACCAAUGGAACAACGACUAAGCUGGUUCAGAAAUUCCAGAGGACCGUUACAAAUGUCGGAGACGGAGUGGCAACGUACAAGGUUAAGGUGACAGCACCAGAAGGUUCGAUUGUUAAUAUAUAUCCAACAACAUUGGUGUUUGGAGAGAAAUUUCAGAAACGGAGCUAUACUGUAACUAUAAGUUACCAGGGGGACAGUUCAGGAGAAGUUACAUUUGGUUCACUAAUUUGGGUUGAGGAUAAUGGAAAGUAUGCUGUGAGGAGUCCUAUUGUUGUGUCCCCUAUGAUUAACACUUGGUCACCAUUUAUUUGA